CGGAGACACCGAAGAAAAGAACACUUUGUCCCACCGGCGUUUAUUUAGCCGCAGAAGGUCGUUCACAGCUGGGCGGCAUUUAACAACACUCACAACCUCAACCAGCGGAACACAACUGAACUUUAUACAAAGUGUGGGGCUCAAACCGCGGAGUGAUGUGAGUAUCUCUGCACAGAAACAACAGGAAGGCGGCUGAAGGUUGCGUUGUGUCGGGCAAGUUAUGAAACAAUGCUAACAUUAGUGAGCUAACGUUAGCAUUCCACUACCGUAACGGCUGAGAGCUAAAAGCGGCACGAGACGCCGGUGAAGUCCCGGUAAUCAACUACCCAGCUAACCCAGCUAAAUGCUAGUUGUUCUGGAUGGUCAGAGUUAGCAAAUAACGCUAAAUUUGAAUUAAUAUACCGGCAGAGAAGCAGGGUGUUUGGGCUCCAACCGCUCGGUCUUGGUGGACCAGACCCCGGACUCCGCGCCUCAGACCCCGGGCUCCUCUCCUCAGACCCCCGGGCUCCUCUCCUCAGACCCCCGGGCUCCUCUCCUCAGACCCCCGGGCUCCUCUCCUCAGACCCCCGGGCUCCUCUCCUCAGACCCGGGAUACUGAGUGGCUAGCUCCAUGGCAGCCACGGCCGGUGCCCGGCGGUUCCCCAUGGGUGUGCGGACCUUCAGUGACCUCCUCCAGGUCGCCUCUGUGGGCUCGUGUCGUGCGGCGGUGCCGAGAGGAUGCCUGCGACAGAACAUCAGACACCUGUCCUCGUGUGGCAUUUUGAUGACGAGAACUCCCAGAGUGCUUUGCCUUCAGGACUGGGACACGAUGACAGCUGUUCCCCAAAGCAGAAACUUCAUCAGUUUCACCAACAAACGGAAGGAGUACUCCGAGCGCAGGAUACUCGGGUUUUCUAUGCAGGAAAUGUACGACGUGGUGGCCAAUAUUGACGAAUACAAGCUCUUUGUGCCGUGGUGUAAGAAGUCCCAGACCGUCAUGAAGAGAGCCGGCCACGCCAAAGCCCAGCUGGAGGUGGGAUUCCCCCCCGUGGUGGAGAGAUACACGUCGAUGAUCACCAACGUCCGGCCGCAUCUCGUCAAAGCCGUGUGCACAGAUGGAAAGCUGUUCAACCACCUGGAGACGAUAUGGCGCUUUAGUCCCGGCAUUCCUGGUUACCCUCGCACCUGCACCGUAGACUUCUCUAUAUCCUUUGAGUUCCGCUCUUUGCUGCACUCCCAGUUAGCCACCAUGUUCUUCGACGAGGUCGUAAAGCAGAACGUCGCCGCGUUUGAGCGGCGAGCCGGGAAGCUGUACGGCCCAGAGACUCGAAUCCCACGAGAGCUGAUGUUCCACGAGGUGCAUCAGACGUGAUCCCGGCUGCCGCUCCUCAUCCGGCCUUAAACCACGGCGACCUUCAUCCACACGACCUGCAUGAUGCCGCUUUAGUCUCCAACAACACGCAACGCAACUCUGACCGCUUCGUUUAGGAAUCAGCGCCUCCACAGUUCUUCAUGCUUUUGUGUCUAAUGGGGGAAACGUGUCGUGUUGAUUGAGACACGAGCAUGAUGAAUAUUAAUAACUUUGUAUAUACUGUCACUUUGAGGACGCUGCCUCAAUACUGCAGCAACUAAAACAUGUCUCCAUCAUUCACAGGAUGCACAAUCCAAGUGUUCCUCUUUCGGGCUCCUGCACCUGAAGGACACUCGUUUAGCAGAAGGAUUUCUCCUCCAGGGCGACGCUGCGUUUAUUUAAACCAAAGCUCAUCAUGUUCCAGCAGCCGAGAGACGAUUCAUUAUUAAAACGCGACACUGAACAAAACCCCGACAGGGACGAGUCUCCGAGGUCACUGUGAUCUCAAGCAGGCGGCAACUAAACAUGUCACUUCCUUUAGUCUGUACAGCGUCAGAAACACCCAAAUAUCCAAUUCUAAUCAGAAAUGAUGAAGAGACGCAGAAAACGUUUGGACCUGUAUCUUGAAUAUCAAACGAUGGAUUGAUAAAUAGUUCUGAUCUCAGACGUCUUUCACUAAAGUUAAACUCAUCAGCUUCUUCUUCGCCUUUCAUUUAAACAUUACUUUUAUUUCAACUUGAAGUUUUAACAUAUUGUUUGACGUGCUUUAGUAACUGGCGCAACACGCUCGUCAAGCGUUGGUUAUUAAAUGUGUUGAAGGUAACUUCACUUUGGGGACGUCUUGCUUUGACUUGUUGUUGCUGUGAGAAUUGUGUUUUUGGUCUUUGAGACGUGACUUCACAGCCCGGCACGAGUAACGUCGUGUGAUUGGCGGCUGCACGAUGUGAGGAAACACGCGUGGUUACUUUGUUGGAUAUCGGGAUAAAUAAACGGAUAUUAAAAGUACGAGUUCUGCUGCUUUCAGUUCGCUGCUAAAAUACAACAAACUGCUCGUUGAAUAGAAGAAGAAAGACAAACACCCGAUCUGCUGUGCAGCUCUACUGCAGCGUGCUGCGAACAAAGCAUGAGACACGACGAUGUGAAACACGACGACGUGAGACACGACGAUGUGAGACACGACGACGUGAGACACGACGAUGUGAGACACGACGACGUGAAACACGACGAUGUGAGACACGACGACGUGAAACACGACGACGUGAGACACGACGACGUGAAACACGACGACGUGAGACACGACGAUGUGAAACACGACGACGUGAAACACGACGACGUGAGACACGACGAUGUGAAACGAACUGCUGGGCUGCAGAAGGAACGUCUCGGUUACAUGCUUUUUGUUUUUGUGUGGCUUCUUUAGCUUUUAUUUGUGAACAUUGCGAUGCGUGGACGUGACUCCCAGAGGCAGAUGUGUUCACGCGUCUCUGUCGCAGCACGUGGAUCAUAAGUUCAGUCGUUUUCCAUUUUAGAGGCGACGAUGUUCAAGUUGCAAGAAGGUCAAAGUGUGUGCGCGUCGUCACGUUCACGCUACAUUAAUCAAAUUAAAGUAUUUUUAAAAGUGGAUUUUGGCUUUAAAUUAGAUUAUUUCUUAUUUUCUGAGGGGAUUGGAAAAGAUUGUUCAGCAUCAGAAUGUUUAUUAAACCGGUCUGUGAGUUCCUGUUACAAUUAUAAAGAUUAAAGAUUUAUAAACAUUUCAGAGUGUUUUAUCUUUCAGCGUUUCUAUCGUCAGACAUGUUGCAUCAAAUGUGUUUUUUAUUUUCAGUGUCUUGCACACCGAUUGGAAUUCAUGCCAUUUUAUUAUUCUAGGUGCCAACACCCCCCCCCCCCCAUUAAACUGCAGGUGUAUGUAUUCACCAUCAGCUGCUGCAGAAUAUAUUUAUAACAUAAAUCACCAUCUUUGUAAAUAAAACUGUAUUUCAGAGAUUUAUUUAAAUAAAAGAGCAGGUUUGA
Cottoperca gobio is the source of this 3340-nucleotide messenger RNA. It is a transcript of the gene coq10a, whose product is annotated as coenzyme Q10A. Lineage: Eukaryota; Metazoa; Chordata; Actinopteri; Perciformes; Bovichtidae. Gene Ontology annotation, biological process: cellular respiration. Gene Ontology annotation, cellular component: mitochondrion. The transcript has 5 exons. The record is from RefSeq and is a predicted model, not a curated record. Bases 611 to 1351 code for a protein of 246 amino acids. Gene Ontology annotation, molecular function: ubiquinone binding.